Adineta ricciae is the source of this 1998-nucleotide messenger RNA. NCBI's taxonomy places the organism in Eukaryota, Metazoa, Rotifera, Eurotatoria, Adinetida, Adinetidae. The record is from the annotation of a GenBank genome assembly.
AUGAUCUCAAUUAUCUUUCUUAGCUAUAUUGUCUGGAGAAGGAAAGGAUACCAACGGUUUCAAGAACCGCAUGGCUCAAGCAUUAUUAAAGUCAAAGGAAUCGGACGUGUUGUAGUAGGGAAUCCAUUAUUUCUCCCUGACAAUCAAACGCAAGUCUUAUGGGAUGCAAGUGAAUUCGCUAUUCCACCAAUCGAAGAAAAUACGUUCUUCAUUGCCACUCGCAAAACAAUUACUUACGACCAAACACUCAGUGUCUGUCCGAGUGCGUUGAAUGAACAAUUGUUUUGUAAUGAAAUAAAUAAUCCUUGUAAACAAGGAAAACCAACAAAUAAUACAUUUGGUUUUCAAACGGGAAAAUGUGUGCCGAGUUUUGAAGAUCGAACAAAACGCGUCUGUGAAAUAAAUGCUUGGUGUCCUGAAGAACUAACCAAUUCGACAGACGAUCAACUUGAUGUGAGUGAUCUGCAGAAUUUUACUGUUUUUAUUAAAACAAUCGUGUCGUUCGGCGAAUUCAACAUAAAACUACGAACUGUGAAGGUUGACACAGAAUUCUCCUGUCGGUUCAAUCCUGAUACUGCUGCACGUUGUCCGAUUUUUCGUAUUGGUUAUAUUCUAGAAAGACUUCACAAGGAAGAUUCCACAAAGAAUCUGACGGCAUUGUAUUCUCAUGGUGGUUUAAUCGAGAUCAAACAAAACUGGAAGUGUAAUUUCGAUUUCGAAAUCGACCGUACCGGAUGUUUUCCUACUUACUCUUUCAAAUUGUUGCAAGAUGGAGAUGAUCUUUUUUCACCAGGAAUCAAUUACCGAUAUGUGAACAAAUAUCGUGUCAACGGAAUUGAAUAUCGCACGUUGACCAAAAUGUAUGGACUUCGUUUUGUAUUGGCAAUCACUGGCGAAGUGGGAGGAUUCGAUUUGUAUUAUCUGUUUUUAGCUAUUGGAUCGGGAAUUAGUUGGAUGGUUAUCGCUGAUUUCAUCUGCGAAUUUAUCUUUAAAUAUAUCCAUAAGAAUAACGAACAAUAUUGCCAAGGAAAGAUUUUCAUCUGUGAUUUAGUUCAAGACAGGAAUAUUGUAACGAUAAAAUUUUCGAUAUCGUUUGCAUAUCAAUCAUUCAAUAUGAUGAAAACCACCAUCUCGUAUUUCGCACUCUUUCUGCUCAGUAUGACAGUUCGAGUGAAAUCUCAAGUAUGUCAGAAUGUUGAUCAAUACGGGCAAUGUUCGGUCAAUAGUGCCUGCGGUUGUUUUCAUAUGGUGAAUGCUGACAACGCUGGUGUAUGCGGUUUUCUUUGGCCAAGUUGUUCGCAUCUUUCAUCAUGCAAUUCUGCAAAUAACACUUGUCAGUCGUCGGAUACGGUCUGUGUUCAUCAUCCUCGAUGUCAAAAUGCACCGGUUUGUUAUCCUGUGUCAAUGAUUGAUCAACGGGUGUGUCCACCAACGACAACGACAACUCAACAAACAGUAGUUACAUCAACGACAUCGAUACCGUGGUCAACUACAACCACGACUUCUGUCCAACCGAAAUGUCCAAGGUUAAUAACGUUUGAUAAUAUUCUUAAUGCUGUCCGCAUACCACAACCCAUUCCACCUGGAUACUCUGGUUUUCAAUGGGUAAAUGCAAAUUACAUGAAUGUCACUUAUCAUGAGCAGAUUAAUGGCUCAUCAGGCUAUUCUAAUGCCCUGACAAGUGGUCAUUUUAUUGCAGUGAAUAAAGAUGGUCAAAAUCUACACAUGAUCAAUAACGCUGCUAAGAGUUUUAGUUUGAAAUCGUUGAUAGUAGCAUCUGCUUGGAACAACAAUCUUAUAUUAGAAAUUACAGGCAAGCGCGGUGGAACGAUUUCCAAUACACGAAGAAUCACAUUACAAAUGCAAUCGCAACGUGUAGAUCUGGAUUGGUCAUUCCUGGAAACUGUCUCUUUCUCAGCUGAGGAUUCGAAGUCAAAUGCGAAAGGCAGAGAAACAUCGUUUGGAAUUGAUAAUUUAUGCAUAGAAUUUACGAAAUAA